CUCACUAUGGCGCGUGCGUCUCUCAGGCAUUCGUGGGAACGGUAUGUUUGCGUAUAUAUUUGUAUUUGUGCCAUAAUGAACACGGUGUGGACCGUCACACAUUAUUCUGUCCCCGAAGAGAUGGAGGAAGGCUCUGUGGUUGCUAAUUUGGCAUCGGAUUUGGGCUUAGACGUGAGGACGCUCAGCAAGAGGAAAAUGCGCAUCGAUGUUGUCGCAAAUAAAAAAUACCUUGAGAUCAACAAGGACACGGGAGAGCUCUUUGUUCAGGAGAGAAUAGACAGGGAGUUAUUGUGUCCCUUGAAAACGGCUACGUCCUGUUUUCUUAAAUUAGACGCUGCGAUUGAGAAUCCAAUUCGCAUGUUUAACAUUGAAGUGGAAAUCACGGACAUUAAUGAUAACGCUCCUCAUUUUCGACGAGGCACCAUGCAUUUGGACAUUUCCGAGUCAAGCCCGGUUGGAGAGAGAUUCUCCUUAAAUAAUGCGGUGGAUCCAGAUGUUGGAGACAAUUCUGUGCAAAACUAUCGCCUGAGCGCCAGCCAACAUUUUAACAUCGAAAUUCAGACUGGGAGAGAUGGCACCAAGUUUGCAGAUUUGAUUCUCACUAAGGUGCUGGACAGAGAGCAGCAGGCUGUUCAUCAUCUCAUCCUCACUGCUGUGGACGGAGGACUUCCGGCCCGCACGGGCACGGCCAGUAUCAUUGUUCGAGUCCUGGAUGUCAAUGACAACGCCCCAUCUUUUGACAAAGACAAGUAUUUGGUAGAUGUGAUAGAGAACUCCCCUAUUGGUAGCCUGGUGAUUCAAUUAAAUGCCACCGAUUUAGAUGAAGGCGCUAAUUCUGACGUCUUUUAUUUGUAUAGUUUAUACACGUCAGAAAGAACACAGAAUGUGUUUAGUUUAAAUCAAGAAAAUGGGGAAAUCAGAGUGAAGGAGAUGAUUAAUUAUGAAGAUUUGAAAUCCUAUGAAAUGGAAGUCAUUGCUAGUGAUAAGGGGCUAAACCCCUUGUCUGGCCAGUGUAAACUGACUGUACAGGUGAUAGAUAUGAAUGACAACCACCCUGAAAUUUCUAUCAAAUCAUUUCAAAGCCCAGUUAAAGAAAACAUAGCUGUCGACACAGUGAUAGCAGUGGUCAGCGUGAGUGAUAAGGACUCAGGAAAUAACGGAGUGGUGGACCUUCAUAUUCCUCAAAAUAUGCCUUUCAAACUGAGGGAGUCUCCGGAUAACUAUUAUAAGUUAGUGGUUUCCGAGCCAUUAGACCGCGAGAAAGUUGCGGAAUAUGAAAUCACCUUCACUGUCACCGACAGGGGCUCCCCUCCUUUAAGUGACAAUGAAACUAUGACCUUGCAGCUGCUGGAUAUUAAUGACAAUAUCCCACACUUUCCUCAGUCCUUUUACACCAUCCGCGUGAUGGAGAAUAACGCUCCAGGUGCCUUGCUCAGUUCCCUCAGCGCGUUUGACCCUGACCUCCACGAGAACCAGUACCUGGUUUACUUUAUCCUGGAGAAGGAGAUUGCCAACACCUCCAUUUCCAUGCUGUUCUCCAUCAGCCCAGAGAACGGCAACCUUUACGCACUCAAGACUUUUGACUAUGAGAUGGAGAAGGAUUUCCUCUUCCACAUCGAGGCCCGAGACUCGGGCUCUCCUCCGCUCAGCAGCAACGUGACGGUCCACAUCAUCAUUGUGGAUCAAAACGACAACGCCCCAGUAAUCGUCUCACCGUGGCGAGCGCACGGCUCGGUGGUGGAGGAGAAGAUCCCCAGAUCCACCGACAAAGGUUCUCUGGUGGCCAAGGUGAUCGCCUUGGACGUGGAUUCUGUGCACAACUCUCGUGUCACCUACCAGUUCCUGCAGGUGACGGAUGCCUCCUUGUUCAGUCUGGACCAGUACAAUGGAGAGAUUCGCACCAUGAGGAUGUUCAGCUACAAGGAUUCGCGCCACCAGAGACUGGUUGUGGUCGCCAAGGACAACGGGGAGCCGGCUCUCUCAGCGACGGUCACCAUCAAGCUGUCCACGGUGGAGACGGCCGUCAAGGCCUACUCGGACAUGACAGAGGUGCCUCUGGAAUAUGACAUUUUCUCCGACCUCAACCUGUAUCUGGUCAUCGGUCUGGGCUCGGUGUCCUUCCUGCUGCUCAUCACCAUCUUGGUCACCAUCGUGCUCAAGUGUCAGAAGGUCAAGCCCAGCAAAGCGGCUCCUCCCUGCAGGAACAGCGUGAUCAGCGAGAGGAACUCCACCAUCGCAGAUUCCACUCUGGUGUCCAACGAUGCCUACUGGUACAGUCUCUUCCUUGCUGAGACCAGAAAAGGAAAGCUGGUGGUCAGGCAGCCCAUGCCGAAGGGCUCCAGGUACAUCGUGUCCAGUAUUCCCAGGAGCACUGGCAUGUCUGAGACCAGCGACUCCGCUCCUUCCACCUUGCAGGUAUGA
Molecule: messenger RNA, 2421 nt
Organism: Syngnathus typhle (broad-nosed pipefish)
Lineage: Eukaryota; Metazoa; Chordata; Actinopteri; Syngnathiformes; Syngnathidae
Product: protocadherin alpha-C2-like
Exons: 1
Coding region: 7-2421 (804 amino acids)
Biological process (GO): homophilic cell-cell adhesion
Cellular component (GO): plasma membrane
Molecular function (GO): calcium ion binding
Source: RefSeq, a predicted model, not a curated record